AUGUCGAGAUUAAUCCUUAUUUUCUAUGGCCUAGCAUGCCUGACUCCACAGUAUAUGACGUCAGUGAUUUCACCCGAGUUACCAAAAUAUCCCAAUGCCACCAGCAUCGAAUAUCUUAGGUCCUCUCCAACCCACCACCACUCAGUACACCCAUCUCAUGCGCCGCUUCAAACACCCUCCCAUACUGCACCGCAUGCUCCAAUUAGCACUACACCACAUACCGCACCGCAUGGCUCUCCUUCUGUCUCCGGCUACAAAAACUUUGUUUACUUUGUAAAUUGGGCAAUUUACGAUCGAGCCUACACCGUUCAGAUGUUACCUGCAUCCCAGAUUACGCAUGUUCUAUAUUCCUUCUGGAACAUAGCUGCAAAUGGAACAGUCUUUCUCUCCGAUCCCUAUGCAGAUCUUGUAAAGCUAUAUCCCACCGAUACGAAAAGUGCCGCGGGAAAUGAUGUUUUUGGCUCCAUCAAGCAACUCUACAUUGUCAAAAAACAUAAUCGACAGCUUAAGACCCUCAUGUCCGUGGGCGGUUGGACAUACUCCACCAACAUUGCUGCCGCUGCAUCCAGUAGUGCAACUCGCGCCAUAUUUGCCUCGGAUGUCGUCAAGUUUAUACAAGAUUUGGGUUUCGACGGUGUAGAUAUCGACUGGGAGUAUCCAGCCGACGAGACCCAAGCUGUCAAUUACGUGCUACUCCUCGCCGAGGUUCGUCGAAAGCUAGAUGAAUAUGCCGCUCAACAUGCACCCGGAUACCACUUUCUGAUUACCGUAGCAUGUCCCGCAGGAGCUGUGCACUACCGUAAAAUGCACCUAGCAGAGAUGAAUGCGCACAUAGAUACCUGGAAUCUAAUGGCCUACGACUAUACUGGAUCCUGGGACAAGAAUACCGGCCAUUCCUCCAACCUUUACCCGUCCAGCUCCAAUCAAAUCUCCACCCCUUAUAAUACGCAACAGGCGAUCAAGGACUACGUAAGUGCCGGCGUUCAACCGUCAAAGAUCGUCAUGGGUAUCCCCUUGUACGGUCGCUCUUUUUUGGGCACUGCUGGUCUCGGACAGCCCUUUACUUCUGUAGGUGGUGGAUCCUGGGAAGAUGGUGUGUGGGAUUAUAAGGUUUUACCUAAAUCCGGUGCUACAGAAAAAGUUGACAACGAGACGUUGUCGAGCUAUUCUUACGAUAGUUCGGCACAAACACUCAUCUCGUAUGACAACACCGAAAUUGUUCGGAAGAAGGCACAAUACAUUCAAUCGCAAGGGCUUGGAGGUGCAAUGUUUUGGGAGGCCAGCGGCGAUAAGACUGGUGGCGAAAGUUUGAUUGGAACAACAGCUAGUGAGUUCAAAAAUUUGGAUGUGAUGCAGAAUAACCUCAACUACCCAGCCAGUCAGUAUACAAAUAUGGCAGCAGGUAUGCCUGGCGAGUAA
Molecule: messenger RNA, 1419 nt
Organism: Blumeria graminis f. sp. triticale
Lineage: Eukaryota; Fungi; Ascomycota; Leotiomycetes; Helotiales; Erysiphaceae
Source: the annotation of a GenBank genome assembly